This is a messenger RNA of Anolis sagrei ordinatus, 1942 nucleotides long. RefSeq names its product macroH2A.2 histone (gene MACROH2A2). Lineage: Eukaryota; Metazoa; Chordata; Lepidosauria; Squamata; Anolidae. The record is from RefSeq and is a predicted model, not a curated record. Gene Ontology annotation, cellular component: nucleosome; chromatin. Gene Ontology annotation, molecular function: DNA binding; structural constituent of chromatin; protein heterodimerization activity. Gene Ontology annotation, biological process: heterochromatin formation; nucleosome assembly.
UGGCGAAGGCCGGCGUCGGGGGCGCUCGCUCGGAGGACUGCUGCUGCUGCCGUGACUCCUCCUAGAGGUGGUAUGUGGAGAAGGAUCCCCCCUCCGCUCCCAGCCACCGGCCUCUAGAGCCGCCGCCGCCGCCAUUGAAACCAUACAAUCCCCGCGACGGGAGGCGAGGCGAGGUAGGAAGGAGGCACUGCGGCACUCCGCGGAGAAGGGCAGGUCUUGCAUUUAGAACAAGUAAAGUAAAUAUUGUCUGCCAUUGGACUGAAAAACUCAAGGUGGCAACAUGUCGGCCAGAGGUGGAAAGAAGAAAAUGUCCAAAAUGUCACGCUCCAGCAGAGCAGGUGUUAUUUUUCCUGUGGGAAGAAUGAUGCGAUACUUGAAGAAAGGAACAUACAAAUAUCGGAUAGGUGUGGGAGCUCCUGUCUACAUGGCAGCUGUCAUAGAAUACCUAGCAGCAGAAAUAUUGGAAUUAGCUGGUAAUGCCGCAAGAGACAACAAAAAGGGAAGAAUUGCUCCAAGACACAUUCUUCUGGCAGUUGCCAAUGAUGAGGAGCUAAAUCAGUUGCUAAAAGGAGUGACCAUUGCAAGUGGAGGUGUUCUGCCCAGAAUUCACCCAGAGCUUCUUGCCAAAAAACGAGGCACCAAAAGCAAAUCUGAUACUAUCCUUUCACCUUCUCCAGAGAAGAGAGGGAGGAAAUCUUUGGGGACCAAGAAGACUGGAAAGAAAGCAAAAGCUUCCAAAGCCCGGACACCAAAAAAGAGCAAACAGAAGGAGAAUGAAAAAGAAGGAUCAUCAAAUUCAUCAGCUGAUGAUGGACCUGGAGAUGGAUUCACUAUUCUCUCCUCCAAGAGCCUUGUUCCAGGACAGAAGCUGUCUCUGACACAAAGCGACAUCAGUCAUAUUGGUAUUAUGAAAGUAGAAGGCAUUGUGCACCCAACUACUGGUGAAAUAGAUCUCAAGGAGGAAGUAGGCAAAGCACUGGAAAAGGCUGGAGGUAAAGAGUUCUUAGAAACAGUAAAGGAACUCCGUAAAUCACAAGGCCCUCUGGAAGUCACAGAAGCUGCUCUCAGUCAGUCCACUGGCCUUGCAGCAAAGUUUGUUAUUCAUUGUCACAUCCCACAAUGGGGCUCAGACAAAUGUGAAGAACAACUGGAGGAAACUAUAAAGAACUGUUUAACUGCUGCAGAAGACAAGAAGUUGAAAUCUGUGGCUUUCCCUCCUUUCCCAAGUGGCAGAAAUUGCUUUCCAAAACAGACUGCAGCCCAGGUGACUCUCAAAGCGAUUUCUUCCUAUUUUGAUGACUCCAGCCCUUCUUCCUUGAAGAACAUAUACUUCCUGCUUUUUGACAGCGAGAGCAUUGGCAUUUAUGUGCAAGAGAUGGCAAAACUGGAUGCAAAGUAGUCACAAAAGCCAAAUGAAGUUUUAUUUUUCAACAUGAAUGGAGUAGGAAUGAGAAUUAGAAUUGGGUUUUAUUUUUAAAAUAUUGUGAGGACGGAGUAUGUGAGUAGAUUUGAAGUUCUGUGAUGGGUGGAGGGCUUUUGUUAUGGAAAACCGGGGGUGGGGUGGGGGCGUGUUUGGGAGAGUUUGAUCUGCAAUUAUACCAUGCUUUAGAUACACUCUACCAUUUUGUAUGUUCCCAAGAAGUUACGUUGCCAGCUCUCUACAUUUUAAUAUGUCUCAAGUUAUUUUAGUUUAGGCCUUUGUAAAGUUUAAUCUUUAGAGUGGUUGAGAAAAAAAAAAGAAUUGUUUGCUUCACAUUCUUUUCCCUCCAGUAGUUAGAAAACCUUCUGUUGUGUCUACAUUCCAUGUUGAGAAAGUAAUUUCAAAGGAAACUCACUUGGUGCUUUACUGUUUUACCCCAGAAUGACCUGUAAUUGCUGAAAAUACUUCAUCUUGUUGUUUUUAUAAAAAAAAAAUGGCAGCAUGCUUUUUUAAAACUUUAAA